Messenger RNA from Larimichthys crocea (large yellow croaker), 1926 nucleotides. RefSeq names its product serine/threonine kinase receptor associated protein (gene strap). Lineage: Eukaryota; Metazoa; Chordata; Actinopteri; Sciaenidae. The record is from RefSeq and is a predicted model, not a curated record. Bases 229 to 1218 code for a protein of 329 amino acids. Gene Ontology annotation, biological process: spliceosomal snRNP assembly. Gene Ontology annotation, cellular component: SMN complex. Gene Ontology annotation, molecular function: RNA binding; protein binding. The transcript has 9 exons.
GGGGGAGCCGCCGUUUAGUUUGACAGAGCUGCGUAGUUAGCGUUCGCUCUUCUCAGUCCUGUCCGAGCAGCAGCCGACCGAAAGAAACAGCGAAACACCAGCCGGCUUGUCUGUCUGUUAGCCCCGCUAGCCUAUCCGAGCCAGCUAGCCAGCUAGCCACCAGCCGCUAGCGUUCUCUUGCCUCCUCCCUCAGCGCCCACAGAACCGAACCUGCCCGGCUGGAGGACCAUGGCGAUGAGACAGACUCCGCUCACCUGCUCCGGUCACACCCGGCCUGUGGUGGACCUGGCCUUCAGUGGAAUCACUCCCUACGGCUAUUUCCUCAUCAGCGCCUGCAAGGAUGGCAAGCCCAUGUUGCGCCAGGGAGACACAGGGGACUGGAUAGGAACGUUUCUGGGUCACAAAGGCGCUGUCUGGGGAGCCACUCUGAACACAGACGCCACCAAGGCAGCCACCGCCGCGGCUGACUUCACAGCAAAGGUGUGGGAUGCAGUGAGUGGAGACGAGAUCCUCACGUUGGCGCACAAACACAUCGUCAAGACUGUCAACUUCACUCAGGACAGCAGCUGCCUGCUGACUGGAGGAAACGACAAGCUGCUGCGCAUCUAUGAUCUCAGCAACCCCGAUGCAGCACCUCAGGAGAUCGCAGGUCACACUUCAGCCAUCAAAAAAGCCUUGUGGUACAACAACGACAAGCAGAUCCUCUCUGCUGCUGAGGACAAAACCAUACGACUUUGGGACAGAAGCUCCAUGCAGGAGGUGAAGACGCUGACGUUCGACACUUCUGUGAGCAGCAUGGAGUACAUGACUGAUGGAGACAUUCUUGUGAUCACGUAUGGAAAGACGAUCGCUUUCUACAAUGCACUGAGCCUGGAUUUGAUCAAGUCGGUGGAGGCCCCAGCUCCCAUCAACUCAGCCUCCCUCCACCCAGAGAAGGAUUUCUUUGUUGCCGGUGGAGACGACUUCAAGCUCUACAAAUUUGACUACAGCAACAAGGAAGAGCUAGAGUCCUAUAAGGGUCACUUUGGUCCAGUGCACUGUGUUCGCUUCAGUCCGGAUGGUGAGCUGUACGCCAGCGGCUCCGAGGACGGCACGCUCCGACUGUGGCAGACCGCUGUGGGGAAAACAUACGGCCUGUGGAAGUGUGUCCUUCCUGAGGACCUGGGGGCAGAGAACUCUGAGCAGCUGUACACCUCGCCCCCUGAGAUCAAAGCCUGAGCAGAGAGCAGUGCUGUUUGGAAACAGGACCAGAAGAGACGAGGAGAUGAGUGGAGGGGUGCUCCAGCGUUCUGUCAGGCCCCAGCAAGGAGCAGAGUCCAGAACAUUUUGAUCCAUCAGAGCCUGAUGUGGAUAUUAUGACUGCCCUGUCUGUCAUAGACCAACACACACACACACACACUGAUUUUAUGCAGUCAUAUGGACAGUAUGGUCUGCAGAGUAAAGCAGUAGAGCUGUGAGUGUGGGCUCAUCGCUGCCUGCUUACUCUCUGAUCAGUCCACUUCUGUCUGUCUGCUUAAACUUAGCUUAACUAAUCUAAAGCCUUGAACCCCAAACCCCGCCAAACCACAUGAUGCUAACAUUGGUUCUGGUUUCAUAGUUACCGUAUUUAAUGAGCUGGACCAUGGCUUCUGUUUUCAGUUCAGUUCCAAGAAUACUAGCGGUUGUUGCACAGUUUGUGCUAAAGUUAAGAGCCAUUUUAUUUCUUCAGAAACAUUGCUUUGAGUAUCUGCUGUUGUACUGGUUGAGUAUAUAAAGUUAAGUGUCCAAAUAAAAGAGAAUAUUGUUUUGUGACGACGUGGAAAGGGAAGAAAUGUCACCUUUAUUUUUAUUUUUUUCCAUUUCAGUUUUGUCCUCAUUUGUGUCCAAUGGUGAACAAAUAAACAAACGCAUUACUGUUUUAUUUCUAAGUAAUGCACCAAGAGCAAA